AUGAAUAACUAGUAAAUUAGGUUAAAAAAAGGAGAGAAUAAUGGGUUAUAUGACUUUAGCAAUAUAUCAAAAGUAAGUAAAACAAUCAUUAAGGAUAGAAGCUUUAUGGUUGAAUUUAAUAAACAGGCAAAUUAACUAAUAAAAGAUAAUCAAGCCAAAUUAAUUAAUAAGAUCAAUGAUUUUAUUAAAAGUUAGGUUUAAACUUAAGUUAGAAGUGAUACUGCUUAAAAAUAAACUCUCUUCACUAAGUAAUACAAAGAAAGUACUUAGGUUAAUUCCAAUGUAGAUAACUAGAUUUAAUUUACUAGAAAAGAAGUUUUUAUCCUAUUAUUAAUGAUGUAUUCAAACUAGAUAGAGAAUGAUAAUCAAAUCAUGAAGUAAACUGGAUUUUAUUAAAUCAACAUGGAAUAAAUCAAAUAGAGCAAUUCUUAAUAAUCUUAUGAAAAGCUCAAAUGCAUUCAUUCUUAUUUUCUAAAUUUUUUCUAAAAAUUUAUUCAGAAAGAUGAGUCAUCAAUUAUUUAGAUGCAAAUUCAAGAUAUAGAAAAUUAAAUUAGAAAGCAAGAAUAAAUAAUGUUAUUGUUGUAAACCCAGAGAGACAAUCUGAAACAGAAGUUAAACAAUUCCAUGCCUAAAUAAUAUAAUGAAGAAGAUGAAUUAAUUACUUUCAUUAGAAGAACUGAAUAUAGAAUAUAUGAUGAAGUUUUUAAAAAUUAUAAAGAUCCAAUAUGUUAAUUUGAUAUUAAAAAAGGAAGAUGCGAAGAUAUUAAGAAUUCAAUAUUGGUGAAUUUUGCAGACAAAAAUGUUGGUGGUUUAAGUUUAGACACAAGAAAUAUUGCUUAGGAAGAAGUAUUAAUGUUAACUCACCCAGAAGCACUUAUAGCUAUGUUAUUUAUGCAAUAAAUGAAAGAUAAUGAAGCUAUUUUAAUUAGGAAUGUUAUUAAAUAUAAUGAUUAUGACGGGUAUGAGUCAACAUUUAAAUAGAAGGAAGAGGCAUAUUUUAAAAUAAAUGAACCUAGUUUAAAACAAAAUUAGGCUGUCAUAAAAAAUCAUAUAUUAUUUAUGGACGCAUUAUAUUAUCAAAAUUGGUAAACGCAGUUUGAUCAAUCGUUCAUUUAAAGAGAAUUACUAAAAGGUUAUGUUGCAUUUUCUUUAGCACUUGAACAUCUAGAAAUUGAAAAUAUUUCUACAGGUAAAUGGGGUUGCGGUAUUUUUCAUGGGGAUCUUACUUUAAAAUUUCUAAUCUAACUGCUUGCAUUUUCAUAAGCAUAUUAAGAUAUGAUAAAUAAGAAUCAAUUAGGAUAAAAUUAAUUUUAAAGAAGUAUCAUUUUUAAUUCAUUUCAUGAUGAAUAAUUUGAAUAUUUGGUUUCAGAAUAAAAAGCUUAGUUUUCUAAAUAGAAUUCGAGCAUAAAAUAUAUUCAUUAAUUAAUUGAAGAUUUGUCAAAAAGGGUCAAUUCUAAAAAGAACAAUUAUGCGAAGAAUUGA
Molecule: messenger RNA, 1482 nt
Organism: Paramecium tetraurelia
Lineage: Eukaryota; Ciliophora; Oligohymenophorea; Peniculida; Parameciidae
Exons: 4
Biological process (GO): ATP generation from poly-ADP-D-ribose; regulation of DNA repair; carbohydrate metabolic process
Cellular component (GO): nucleus; cytoplasm
Molecular function (GO): poly(ADP-ribose) glycohydrolase activity
Source: RefSeq, a predicted model, not a curated record